Acanthoscelides obtectus is the source of this 1170-nucleotide messenger RNA. Lineage: Eukaryota; Metazoa; Arthropoda; Insecta; Coleoptera; Chrysomelidae. The record is from the annotation of a GenBank genome assembly.
AUGUCAUCGCACGGCUUUGCUUUAUCUGCUCAUGAUAUGAAAAAGCUUGCAUAUUCUUUUGCGAUCCAACAAAAUAUUCCACAUAAUUUUAAUACCGAACGAAAAAGGGCAGGUCAAGAUUGGUUUCUCACCUUCAUGAGACGACAUCCUGAACGGGCAGUACGUAAGGCUCAAGGAAUGUCUACUGCCAGAGCCAAAGGCAUGACGAGACAAGAAUGUACCCAAUAUUUCGAACUACUAGGAAACGUUUUGAGAGAAAAUAAUUUACUUAAUAAGCCUCAAAACAUUUUUAAUCUCGAUGAAACUGGAUUGCAGUUAAAUAAUAAUCCAGGCAAAGUUAUGGUAACUAAAGGCACUAAAAUGGUAAACUGUAUCACGAGUGCUGAAAAGGGAGAAACUAUUUCCGUUAUAACGUGUGUAAACGCAGAAGGCAGUUUUUUCCCUCUGUGCUGUAUAUUCAAAGGGAAAAACAAAAAAAAAACGAAUUUGAAGAUGGUCUACCACCUGGAGGAAAGAAGCUGUGGGAUUUACCCUUUUAAUACCGAAAAAAUUCCCGAUUAUGCUUUUACCAUUAACGACGAACCAUCAGCUGAAGACAAACACAACCCACAUGACAUUCUCAGUGAGGAGCAAAACGACCACAGACCAGGUAGUGUCAUUGCAGUCAACAACCCCGAAAAUAGAAACCCCUUUGAAGCAAUUUCACCGGUUCCAUGCGUGGAACCAGGACCAAGUGGCUAUAGACGAAAACAAUAUGCCGAAAUACUAACUUCGCCAGAAACAAUUUGUGCAAAACGAGCAAAGGAAGAAGCAAAAAGAACAAAAUUAAAACAAAAAGAAGAACGGAAAAAAACGCAAAGUAUUGUUGAGCAUAGGAAGAAAACGGUAGUUCCAAAAAAGAAAACUAAAAAAUCACCAAGCCCGAAUUCGUCAGACACCGAAACCGAGGUAGUAACCCAAGAAAGCGACGAUUCAGAAAUCGAUACUGAUGAGUCAGAAUUUUGUCCAGCAUGUCAUGGGUAUUUUUACGAUAAAAAAGGUCCCAAAUGCGACUGGCUCCAAUGCGUAACAUGUUUGAAAUGGGUCCAUGAAAUAUGUACGCAAUCUGACAGGUUUUGCGAAGAGUGUACGCCGUUAUCCGAAAUAGCUACCAAGACAAAAUCACAUUAA